Messenger RNA from Moesziomyces antarcticus, 2043 nucleotides. RefSeq lists its product as uncharacterized. Lineage: Eukaryota; Fungi; Basidiomycota; Ustilaginomycetes; Ustilaginales; Ustilaginaceae. The transcript has 2 exons. The record is from RefSeq and is a predicted model, not a curated record. Gene Ontology annotation, molecular function: oxidoreductase activity. Bases 1 to 2043 code for a protein of 680 amino acids.
AUGCCUCCCGACCCUCUGACCGGACAAGUUGCCCCUGAACCUCCUUCCUCGGCCAUUGAUAACGUGAGCGCCCAAUGUGCUCGCACAGCCAAGCCUGAAGCGAUCGUCCCGCCUGUUAUGAAUGCAUCCGCGUGUCGCUAUACCUUCCUCCCGUCGUCGCUCUCGUCUCCCCCACGCACAUCGCGCACUCGUCAGCACCACCACCAGCUCGACCACCUCGAUCUUCCGCAGCCCAGCCUAGCCCGCCGCAGUAGCGAGCGCUGUGACGUCCACCCGUCCGUCGCCCAGCUCUACCUUCGUACGCUUCCACCCAAACCUCGUCGCAAAAAGUCGGCCUCAGGCUCGGUAGAAAUGCAGGCGGGUAUUGCAUCCACGAGCGCUGCUGGCGCUGGCGCGGCCGGCAGGGCCAAGUCGCCAGCGGGCUUCAACCCAACCGCGAGCUUUGUGCAUUCGCAGCAGCAGACGUUCCCUGCGCUUUCGGCGACCGACUCGAGCGAGGUGUCGUCGUCGUCCUCGUCGACCAGCUCUUCGCGCCGCAGCAAGCGCGUCACAUCCACCCAGCUGCGCGCACUGCUGGCGUCGAGCAUGUCGAGCAUGUACCAGACCGAAGUGCCGCUCUACGGCGAGCUGCUCGACAUCAUCCGCACCGUCAACGCCUCGUGCAUCCGACGCUCCCCGCACGCCGUGAGCGACGACGAAAUCUCGCGCCUCAACGUCGAACGUCACGGCGCCAUCCGCGUGGGUACGCCGCAAGAGCUCGCACUGCUGGCGCGCAUCUUUGGCGUGUUUGGCAUGAUGCCCGUCGGAUACUACGAUCUGUGGAAGGAUGCAGGUCUGCCCAUCCACGCCACCGCCUUCCGCCCCGUGGGCGCCGACAAUCUGGCGCGCAAUCCGUUCCGCAUCUUUUGCAGUCUGCUGCGCAUCGACCUGAUCGCCGACGCCACCACGCGCGAGCUCGCCCAACGCCUGCUGGCCAGUCGCCAGAUCGUCUCGGAUCGAUGCAUCGAGCUUCUCACCAAGGCCGAAGCCGCUCUUCCCCCGGCGCGCAGCGGUGUGGACGAGGUGGCGAUCGAGGGACUGACGCGAGUCGAGGCGAUCGAGUUCGUCGAGCGCGUCGUCGACAUCUUUGCCUGGCACUCGGACACGCCCGUAUCGCUUUGCGAAUACCAGCUUCUGAGCCGAACCCACCCGCUCGUGGCGGAUAUCGUCAGCUUCCGCGGUCCGCACAUCAACCACCUCACGCCGCGCACGCUCGACAUUGACGAGGUGCAGUCGAGCAUGAUCGCGCGCGGCAUUGAUGCCAAGCAGGUCGUCGAAGGUCCUCCCCCUCGGCACUGCCCCGUUUAUCUGCGCCAGACGAGCUUCCAUGCGCUUUCGGAGCGCGUCAGCUUCCUCGGUGCGCCAGAGGGCGUAGAGCACGGCCAGCACAAGGCGCGCUUUGGCGAGAUCGAGGCGAGAGGCCAGGCACUCACGCGCAGAGGUGCGAGGCUGUACGACGAGCUCAUGGCCCGAACCGCGCGCGUCAAGAAAGCCGCCGAGUCGCAGGCAUCCACGCCCCUGGGCACUAAGGAGUGCGAGCGUAUUCUUGUCCAAGUGUUCCGCGAUGGAUUCGUCGACGAUGUGCACGGGAUGAUGCGCGGUGCGCUCGGAUUCUUCAUGUACACCGUCCGCGAUGGGGCACUCGCAAAAACCAUGGCCGCUGGUACGCACGAUAGCGCAUCGCUCGCAGCCAUGGUCGAGGCAGGAGCGUUGGCAGCGGAGCCCAUCACCUACGAGGACUUCCUCCCCGCCUCGGCCGCCGGCAUCUUCCAGAGCAACUUGCCGCAGACCACCGCUUCGGCCGCACACAAGCCUGAGCACGUGGUGGCCGAGUGCGACGAAUCAGCGGCGAGGAAUCGACUCGAGCACGCCGUGGGCGGAACGAUCCUCGACUACUUUGCCCUGUACGCCGAGCAGCAGGCACUCAGCCUGCGCACCGUCGCCGCACAGCUCAACGUCGACUGGACAGCGCUCCUGGCACAGCUCGACACCGAGGGCGCAUGA